AUGCCCUGGUUACGAGGCUCCAUUGUGGGCCCCCGAAAGAGCAAACGGAGUAGCGCUGCGGCAAUUGCCGCAGCGCUGGACCAGCCCCAGACGCACGGAGCAGAGCCGAACCAGCCCGACAACCAACAAUUGAAAGCCCCGCAGAAAGGCCAGCAGCAACAGGAACUCAAGCAGCAGGAUCAGAGAGAACACCAACAACAGCCAGACGAAAGCAAUCAUACGCCAGCAGUGGAGUUGCUUGACCAGACGCAGCAGCACUGUUCGACUAAAGAGAGUCAGUCCGAUCCUGGAGAACACCAGCAUAACCCACACCAAGGGAGAAAAGGUCGAGGGGCGAAGGGAGGAGAGGCGUCAGAGUGUCCGCCUCAGCAGCAGCAGGAAGAGCAUGCGACCGCACUUCAAAAAAAAGGGCAACAGGAGGAGCAGGAGGAGCAGGGGCAUCAGCCCCUCGCAGGAGGUUCAGGAGGCAAGCUGGUCCUUCAAGAGGGAGCUCGAGAGGGUCCGUUGCUGCAGAAGGGAUGCGCGGUUUGUGUGCGCAUUCGUCCAGAGUCCUUUGAUGAGGCCCAGACAGGGGCCCCGUGCUGUUUGGAGUUGGGGGCCCGACUGGAGGGCCCCAGGAGUAGGCAGAAUCUGCUGGUUCAUGGCUUGCGUCAACAAGUCCAUCGUUUCUCGUUCGAUAGAAUUUUUGACCAAACAGCGUCUCAGGGGGAAGUCUUUGCGGCUGCAUGCCUACCGGUAGUCCGCUGUGCUCUCUCGGGCAUUUCCGGGGCCGUUCUGGCAUACGGACAAACUGGAUCUGGCAAAACAUAUACAAUGACUGGACCUCUGGACGAAUCACUCGCUGAUCCACUCAUUGACAGGGGGAAAGGCACGCAGCUCAACAAAGCGCAAGCAAUUGCGUAUAACUCCAGACGCGCGCAGUCACCAACAUCUCCCAGCGCGUGGGUUCCUCCAGCAGAUAGGGACCGCAAUCCUGAUACAAGCGCGCAAAAAGCAACUGGAGGAGGAGCUGGUGGACGCCCUUGGCAAGCCUCAGUACUCAGGCAACCCCUUGGCGAGCCUCCUGGGGGCCAUACACGCGCCUCAUAUAAUACUUUUGGCGUGUCCACUUUGCGGGAUCCUGUAGACACCGGUAUCCCCCGUGCUGAGCGACCCCUUCGGGAAAGCCUUUUCUGUAUGGAAGAUGCAGAAGAGGACAGCAUAUUACGAAAGCAUUCCGCUCAAGUAGCUGACAGUAGAGGCCUCAUGCCGAGGGCGCUGGAGGAAUUAUUCAAGUUCAUUGAGACACUGAAGCAUCAAGAGGCAUCAGAAAAGGCUCCAUUAGAGUCUGCACCUAGCGAAAAACUUCCGGAAAGCCGAGGCAGGGCCAUUCGGCGAUCCUCAGAAAAUGAUAGUGGAGUAGCGCAAGGCAUUCCCCAACAAGGACAAAUGGAGAUACAGCUGACUGCAACUCUGGUAGAAAUCUACAAUGAAAAGAUCUUCGAUCUUCUAGACCCAUCGAGAGGUUCUCUAAAUGUGCGCGAGGCUCCGAACGGGCAGACGUUUGUUGUGGAUGCCUUAGAGGCUGAAUUGUACUCCUACCCACAGGCCCUCCAGGUCAUUCGUCGUGGGUUGCAAGGCCGCGCCUGUGGUCGUACGGCAGAGAACUCUGUAUCCUCCCGCAGCCAUGCAGUGCUGUCUUUGACUCUGAGACAGCGCCGCCGCUCCGAAGGGCGACUGACAGAGUCUACCUUAAAUCUGGUUGACCUUGCAGGUAGUGAAAGGGGAGACACAUCGAUGGGAGGCAGGCGGCUCCAGGAAUCUCAAGCCAUCAAUAAGUCUCUUCUCGCUCUGGGCAAUGUUGUCAACGCUCUGGCGGGAGGCUCCCAAAGGGCCGGGGCCCCACAAGGGCCCCACGGCAAAGGGGGUGGGCCCCCGACGAUUGCUGUUGGCCAACAGCAACAGGCCAUAGGCGUGCUACAGCACCUCAUACCGACGGGGGCCCUUGUUUCCUCCGAGGAGCUCUGCCUCCUGCAAGCUGCUAAGGCGGCAGCAAAGGAGGCCAUAUUAGCUGACGCAGCAGCGCACCUCCCGGGGGGCCCCAGAAUACAGCGGGGACCGGAAGCAGGGUUCCCCAAAACCCUGGUGUCCCCCCGAACCACUAGAGCAACAUCUACUGAACGACGCACGCAGUCGUGUCCUCCCUAUAAGGGGCCCCCGCGGCAGAGCUGUGACAGGGGAGAAGCAGCAGCGCUCUGGAGAGGCCGAGAAGGCACUCCAGCUACCGGUAAAGGCUACCAAGGACCCUCCCUUCCCUCUUUGGAAGCGCCGUAA
Messenger RNA from Cyclospora cayetanensis, 2313 nucleotides. RefSeq lists its product as uncharacterized. Lineage: Eukaryota; Apicomplexa; Conoidasida; Eucoccidiorida; Eimeriidae. Gene Ontology annotation, molecular function: ATP binding; microtubule motor activity; microtubule binding. Gene Ontology annotation, biological process: mitotic spindle organization; microtubule-based movement. The coding region runs from base 1 to 2313 and encodes 770 amino acids. The transcript has 5 exons. The record is from RefSeq and is a predicted model, not a curated record.